GCGUGCAAGCUCCGGUACAGAUGCCCUCUCCGUGCCUGCCUGCGGUUUGCCGGCCGCGGGAGUGUGACACAAAUUCAAACGCGUGUCAGCGUCUGCGCAGUGGGGUUGGGCGCAGUUCGUACUUGAGACGGAAGCGGAGUUUCCGGCUCUUUGCUACCGACUGAGAGGAGUGCUGACGCCGCCAAGCCCCAACGAAAAAGACCUUUGCUUUUUGGAAAACGUGCACUUGAUCGCCAGUUAUAAUAUCGUCGCAUCUGGGCUCGUUCCUGGUUCGGUCCGGACCCAGGGUUCGGUUCGGAGAGAGCAGAGGAGAGGCGCGGAGCUAACAAGGCAGGGGUGACCCACCAACUACCGGCAUGGCCCGCGACUACGAUUACCUCUUUAAGCUGCUCAUCAUCGGGGACAGCGGGGUGGGCAAGAGCAGCCUUCUGUUGCGAUUCGCAGACAACACAUUUUCAGGUAGCUACAUCACCACGAUCGGCGUGGACUUUAAGAUCCGGACGGUGGAGAUCAAUGGGGAGAAGGUGAAGCUGCAGAUCUGGGACACGGCCGGGCAGGAGCGCUUCCGCACCAUCACCUCCACGUACUACAGAGGGACCCACGGGGUCAUAGUGGUGUACGACGUCUCAAGCGCAGAGUCCUUCGUCAACGUCAAGCGAUGGCUGCACGAAAUCAACCAGAACUGUGAUGACGUGUGCCGGAUAUUAGUGGGGAACAAGAACGACGACCCCAACUCAAAAGUGGUGGAGACAAAUGACGCUCAGAAGUUUGCGGAACAAAUGGACAUCCGGCUCUUUGAGACGAGCGCAAAGGAAAACAUUAACGUAGAAGAGAUGUUUAACUGCAUCACAGAGCUGGUCCUUCGGGUGAAGAAGGAGUCGGUGGCCAAGCAGCAGCAACAGCAGAACGACGUUGUGAAGCUGACCAAGAACAGCAAACGCAAGAAGAAGUGCUGCUAAUGCCCCCCACACACACAUACACACACACACACACACACACACACACAAAACACAAACACAUAGACACACAGAAACACCUUUACACACAUACACAAACACAUAGACACACAGAAAUACCUUCACACACAUACAC
Molecule: messenger RNA, 1092 nt
Organism: Alosa alosa (allis shad)
Lineage: Eukaryota; Metazoa; Chordata; Actinopteri; Clupeiformes; Clupeidae
Gene: rab35b
Product: RAB35, member RAS oncogene family b
Exons: 6
Coding region: 357-959 (200 amino acids)
Biological process (GO): endocytic recycling
Cellular component (GO): endosome membrane; plasma membrane
Molecular function (GO): GTP binding; GTPase activity
Source: RefSeq, a predicted model, not a curated record